AUGCCAUUCGUCAAAGAUUUUACUCCAGUUGCUUUAAAUGACACCAACUUAUUCAAGCCUAUUAAGGUUGGAAACACUGAAUUGCAAAACAGAAUUGUUAUGCCUCCAUUGACUAGAAUGAGAGCUUCUCAUCCAGGUAACGUUCCGAAUAAGGAUUGGGCUGCUGAAUAUUAUUAUCAGCGUUCUCAAGCUCCUGGUACCAUGUUAAUAACUGAAGGUACUUUUAUCUCUCCACAAGCUGGUGGUUAUGAUAAUGCUCCAGGUAUUUGGUCAGAUGAACAAAUUACAGAAUGGAAAAAGAUUUUUGCUAAGAUUCAUGAAAAUAAAUCUUUUGUAUGGGUUCAACUUUGGGCUUUAGGUAGAGCUUCCUUUGCUGAUGCUUUAGCUAGAGAUGGUUUACGUUAUGAUUCUGCUUCAGAUGGUAUCUAUAUGGAUGAUGAAUCAAAGGAAAAAGCUGAAAAGUCUAAAAACCCUCAACAUGGUAUUACAAAGGAUGAAAUUAAACAGUACAUUAAGGAAUACAUUCAAGCUGCUAAGAAUUCUUUAGCUGCUGGUGCAGAUGGUGUUGAAAUUCACUCUGCUAACGGUUACUUGCUAAAUCAAUUUUUGGAUCCAAAGUCUAACCACAGAACUGAUGAAUACGGUGGAUCCAUUGAAAACAGAUCUAGAUUUGUCUUGGAGGUUGUUGAUGCUUUAAUUGAGGCUGUAGGUGAAGAUAAAGUUGGUAUUAGGUUUUCACCAUAUGGUACUUUUGGUAGUUUGUCUGGUGGUGCUGAACCAUUGAUUGUUGCCCAAUAUGCUCAUGUUAUUGGUGAAUUAGAAAAGAGAGCUAGAGCAGGUAAGCGUUUAGCUUAUAUUCAUUUAGUAGAACCACGUGUCACUAAUCCAUUCUUAACUGAAGGUGCAGGUGAAUAUGAUGACGGUACUAACGAUUUUGCUUUCUCUAUCUGGAAGGGUUUGAUUAUUAGAGCAGGUAAUUUGGCUCUACAUCCAGAGGUUGCAAAGGGCUUUGUCCAAGAUGAUCGUACCCUAUUGGCAUAUGGUAGAUUCUUCAUUGCUAAUCCAGAUUUAGUGAAAAGAUUAGAAAAAGGCUUACCUCUAAAUAAAUAUAAUAGAGACUUAUUCUACGCAAUGACCUCUGAAGGUUAUUUAGAUUAUCCAACUUAUGAAGAAGCUCUUGCUUUAGGCUGGGAUAAACAAUAA
Maudiozyma saulgeensis is the source of this 1203-nucleotide messenger RNA. The record is from the annotation of a GenBank genome assembly. Lineage: Eukaryota; Fungi; Ascomycota; Saccharomycetes; Saccharomycetales; Saccharomycetaceae.